Acanthoscelides obtectus is the source of this 1081-nucleotide messenger RNA. The record is from the annotation of a GenBank genome assembly. NCBI's taxonomy places the organism in Eukaryota, Metazoa, Arthropoda, Insecta, Coleoptera, Chrysomelidae.
GUAAUGAAAUCUGCUAGACUGCGAUAAUUUUCCCGCGGAGAUACGUUGGGGGAUGUUCUCUAUUUAAUUGUGCAAGUUUUCGGAUAAGCACAUCGCAGAGGAAUUGCUCCGAUAUUUUAUAUCAAGUACUUAAAGUACCUUAAAAAACUCGGCAUAACAAAAAAAGAUAUUGCUCGUAUCCAUGCGACAUUAAGGCCCGAUUUUACUAUUAACCGGAGCAAUCUGUCACAUGCCACCCAAUCAUAAUCGGCAACCGGAGCACACUAGAUUACUCUCCAUUCGAUCCAGAAAUAGCAACAGUUAUUAUUAUCCAUGGAUGGACACACGGAAAAGAUGUGCCUUGGAUAAAAGAAAUGAGAGAAGUCAUGGCUCAAAGCGGUUACUGGAAUGUGAUAGUGCUAGACUGGGGCGCCUUAUCACACUGCAUGUACAUAGAGCCAGGGUGCACACGCUUGUCGUGGCGAAGCAGCUGAGGCGCUUUCUACUGUUUCUAGUAGACAAUGCAGAUGUCAAUUUGGACGGUGCAUAUGAUUGGACAUAGUAUGGGUGCCCACAUUUCUGGAGAUGCUAGUAGACAAAUUUGGAAGAGAACUGGUCGGAAAAUUGGUAGGAUCACAGGCUUGGAUCCUGCAGCUCCUCUCUAUGAAUGGCCGCACGUCGAGUCUCUCGAUGAGCUUUUGGAUCGAACAGACGCAAAUUUCGUUGAUGGAAUUCAUACAAACGGCCGCCAUUUGGGCGUGAUGACGCCUGUUGGACACGUAGACUUUUACCCUAAUGGAGGAGAGGCCCAGCCUGGUUGUCCGCUUUGGGUGUGUAGCCACAUAAGGGCUGUCGAGUAUUGGAUAGCAUCUCUAUCGAAACCGGACCUGUUCAAGGCCUAUCCGUACGACGCCUAUAACAGACACCUGGAAGAGAGGAUUGGAGAACAACCCCUUACCGCUUAUCCAAUGGGAAUUGACGCAAACCCUAAUAUGCCGUUCGGAGUUUAUUACGUCGAUACAGCUUUUGAGUACCAGAAAUACGUGCAUAGCGUGACGUCGCUUAUCGAUAGCCUUGUCUGAAUAAAGUGGAAAUAUGUGAA